This is a messenger RNA of Hemicordylus capensis (graceful crag lizard), 9424 nucleotides long. RefSeq names its product lymphocyte antigen 75 (gene LY75). Gene Ontology annotation, molecular function: signaling receptor activity. The transcript is spliced from 35 exons. The record is from RefSeq and is a predicted model, not a curated record. Lineage: Eukaryota; Metazoa; Chordata; Lepidosauria; Squamata; Cordylidae. Bases 262 to 5451 code for a protein of 1729 amino acids.
CACGGCCUGGCAACAAACUUCACGCCGGGAUUCUCCUGGCAACAACUUGCUCUGCAAGACAGAAGCAAGGCGGAAAAAAAAUAUGAUUGGUCCCAAGCCUCCGCCAAUAGCUCGCGCCCCACAGUCGUCGCCUCUGGGGCUCUCAGUCUCAGCGCAGAACGUAACUGAGAGCCUGGGAAGCGCCCAGAGGACAUUUGUGUAGCUGGGCGGCCGCCACUUUUCCCUCCUCGCUGCUGCAGCUUCUCAUCCGCUACUGUAGGGAUGUGGUGGAGGGCGCUUCGUCGACACGCCCUGCCCACCUACUGCGUGGCUCUGCUCGCCACUUUGUGCUGCUGCCUACGCGGGGCAGCCUCAGAUAACAAUGUCUUCACCAUCCGCCAUGAAAAAACUAAGAAGUGCAUCCAAGUUAAAAACCUGAAGAUAUUAUCAGGAGACUGCCAAGGGACAAAAGAGGCCUUAUGGACAUGGGUCUCCCAACACCGUCUUUUUAACCUGGGGUCCCAAACCUGCCUCGGACUAGAUGUUGCCAAAUCCCAAAACCCUUUGAAAAUGAUGGAUUGUGACUCAGACUCAAGCCUGAGGCUCUGGUGGAAGUGUACUGGUGCCUCCAUACAUUCAGCAUCCCAGAAGAAGCUGACUUUACAGGAUGGGAUUGUGACUGCAAGCAUAAAUGCUUCUGAUACCUGGAGAAGAAGUAAUUCCAGUGAUGUGAUCUGUAAAUUCCCUUACCGUGAGACGUAUACCAGGGACGGAAACUCUAAUGGAAAGCAAUGUGAAUUUCCCUUCCUAGUUAAUAAGACAUGGCAUCAUGAUUGUAUCCACAAUGAAACAUUCAUAGGUGGUGAAUGGUGUUCCACAACCACCAAUUUCAAUGAAGAUAGAAAAUGGGGCUUCUGCUUAAAGCCAGAGGAUGGUUGUCAGAAUACUUGGGAACCUGGUACAGAUCUGGGAAGUUGCUACCAGGUAAAUACACGGGCUACCCUUUCUUGGAAAGAAGCUUAUCUAUCAUGUCAGAGGCAAGGUGGCGAUUUGCUGAGCAUCACCAGCAAGUCUGAGUUAAACUACAUACAAGCUAGAGAUGACAUUGCAGAGAUGUUUUGGAUUGGAUUAAAUCAACGAGAUAUUUCUGGAGGAUGGCAGUGGUCAGAUCAUACACCGUUGAAUUUCCUGAACUGGGAUCCAGAGAUGCAAGAUGAUUCUCCACUCUAUGGUUUUGGUUGUGUGGCUAUGACUGCUGACACAGGCCAGUGGAAGAGUUAUCCCUGUGAGACUGUACUUCCUUAUGUCUGCAAGAAACAAUUCAACAAUACCAAAUCAGAGAUUCCAGGUGGUCAAACCUAUGUGGAGACCCUGUGUGAUUCUGGCUGGUUUCCUCACAAUGGAUUUUGCUAUAGUCUAUGGAACGAGACUGCUUCCUGGGAAGAUGCGAAGAAAUUAUGCCAAGCAAACAAUACUGACUUAAUCAGCAUACAUUCCUUAGCGGAUGUUGAGUUAGUUGUUACAAAACUUCAUAAUGAAAUGAGAGACAAAAUAUGGAUGGGUUUCUUUAAUAUGGAUACUCCAGCCCUCUUUGAGUGGUCAGACGGUUCCAAAGUUGUGUUCACUUACUGGGCUCAGAAUGAACCAAAAAUUCCCACCAACAGCACCCCUAAUUGUGUAGCCUAUUCAGGAGAGUUGGGCCGAUGGAGCGUUCUACCUUGUGAAGAGAAACUUAAAUAUGUGUGCAUGAAAAAAGGAAAGGUUUUGAAUGAAACAAAAUCUGAUAAAGAUUGUCCUUCAGAUGAGGAAUGGAAGAGGCAUGGAGAUUUUUGUUACAAAGUUGAGAAGACUGAAGUAUCAUUUGGAAGCCAUUGCAACCUCACUAUAACAAACAGAUUUGAGCAAGAAUUCAUAAACAGUUUGAUUAGAAAGCAUUACAGAAUUGAAGAAGAAAAGUUUUUCUGGACUGGCUUGCUAGAUACCACCUCUUCAGGAGAAUAUAGCUGGGGAAGUACAAAUGGGAAGAAUGAAAUGCUGACAUACACUAACUGGAAUAAUCUUCAUCCAGCAUUUCGUGGAGGAUGUGUGGCUAUGUCAGGUGGAAGACACCUUGGAAAGUGGGAGGUCAAGGAUUGCAAAACAUUUACAGCUUAUUCUAUUUGCAAGAAAUACAUUGGGCCUCAAAAAAAAUCAAAAGUACUGCCUAAGGUCACUGACCCUUGUCCUCUUGGGUGGCACAAUGGAUCAAGUCUUUCAUGUUACAAGUUCUUCCAUAAGGAAAGAGUGCUCAGAACCAGAACCUGGGAAGAAGCAGAGAGAUUCUGUGAGGCUCUUGGAGGACAUCUUCCGAGUUUUAGCCACAUAAUGGAAAUGAAGGACCUCCACGAUAUACUGAGAGAUAUCAUCAGUGAUGACCGAUGGGUGUGGAUUGGACUAAAUAAGAGGAAUCCAGACUCUCUAGGAUCAUGGCAGUGGAGUGACAAUAACCCUGUGUCCACUGUUGUUAUGCCCCCAGAGUUUCAAGAAGAUGACUAUGCUACUAGAGACUGUGCAGCUAUGAAGACUCUCAGAACAAUGAGGCGAGCAGCCUUUUACUAUCUUGGAGAAAGAGAAGAAGAUUUCUACAUAAAACCUUUCCAUUGUGGUACAAAACUUGAAUGGGUGUGCCAGAUUGCUAAGGGUAGUGAGCCAGAAACACCAGAGUGGUACAGACCAGAUGAAGAUGGAAUUCAUGGACUUCCACUGAAUAUUGAUAACUCUGAAUUCUGGUUUAUGCCAAAUAAGCACUUGAGCUAUCAAGAAGCUGCUCUCUACUGUGCUAAGAAUGGAAGUGAUUUGGCCUCUGUGACCACUUUCACAGCACUAACGGGAAUCCUAAACAAAAUAGCAAAUUUAUCAGAUGAGAGGCAGAAUUGGUGGCUGAAAUACACGACUCCUGCAAGUCGCUAUCGUUCACUUUUUUCAGUAUUUUCACACUAUCAUGAGCGACAUUUCAGGAACUGCUGGCAUAUAUCUUAUCAAAGCUGGUACAGAGACAGCACAUUAAGCUGCAGUACAAAGCUUCCCUUCGUUUGUGAAAAGUACAACACAUCGCUUUUGGAAACACAUGAUCCAGAUUAUAGACCACCUCAGACAAAGUGUCCUGACAAUUGGCUUGUUUUUCUGAAUAAGUGUUAUCAAAUAGUGAGCCCUCUGCGUUUAAAAUACCAAAAAGCAAAUGAACAUUGCGAGUCCCUUGGAGGCUUCCUUCCUUCAAUCACAAGCCCAGCUGAACAAGAUUUUAUAAUAUCCUUGCUUCCCAAAAUGCCGAAAGAUGUUUGGAUUGGUUUGCAACUUCGAUUGCAUGUACAGCAACACAAAUGGACAGAUGGUAGUGUCCUGGAAUACACCAACUUCCACCCUUUGUUACAUGGAAGGUUAAGGAAGAUUCGAUAUAACCUGUUUGAUGAAGAGGUGAACAAUCAAUGUGCUUUUUUGCUCAACAAUCCUAAGUUAUCAUAUGUUGGAACUUGGAAUUUCACUUCUUGUGCUGAUGCCUUGUAUGUGGCCAUAUGCCAAGCACCUGCAAAUGGUGUAGAGAGCAAGUCACAGCAAGUGCUUAAUGUCACCAUGAGCUAUUUAAAUGCCACAUAUACCAUAAUUCUGAAGAAUCUGACAUGGUAUGAAGCACAACAGGAGUGCCUAAAGAAUAAUAUGCAUCUGGUUAGCAUCACAGAACAAUACCAGCAGGCUUUUCUUGCUGCUCAAGCUGCCCAUCAUAAUUACCAAAUGUGGAUUGGACUCUUCAGCAAAGAUGGUGGAAAUUAUUAUCACUGGUCUGACAGAAAGCAUGUUCGUUUCAGUCGUUGGUCUGAAGAAGACGAUGACUUAGUUGAUGAUUGUGUGUAUUUGGAUACAGAUGGAUUCUGGAAAACAUCAGAAUGUAACACUGAAAAACCUGGAACAAUCUGCUACUUACCAGAACAUGAAAAUGAAAAAUUGGAAGAAUUUGAAACUAUUACAUGUCCACACAAGGUUAAGAAUACCCCUUGGAUAGCAUUCCAAAACAAUUGUUAUACAUUCAUGAUAACAAAAGACAGAUGGAGAGAAAUGAAAUCAAAUGAAGCUCAUCAUUUAUGCAAGAUUAUGAAUGAAAAUGCUUCUGUCUUGUACAUCAAGGAUGAAAAUGAAAAUGCCUUUGUUGUUGAGCAGCUUCACGCUUUCAGUGGCUUUGCUCAAUGGUUAUGGUUGGGCUUAAUUUAUGAGGCUGAUGAUAAUCUUCUAAAGUGGUAUGAUGAUACGCAGCUGUCUUAUAAUAACUGGAGACUGGGAAGACCAUCUAUAAAGAACAAUAAUUUUGUUGCCGGUGUUAACCAAGAUGGUUUCUGGGAUAUUUACAAUUAUUCUCAUAGCCAGACACCCAUGUAUUUUAAUCACCACAGCGUCCUUGUCUGUAAAAUAGAUAUGGGGCCCAAGGAUGACAAAUUGCCGUUGCCUAAAACACUGCACCAUGGAAAUGACACUUAUUGGAUUGUUCAAAAAAGGCUCAGUUGGUACGAAGCCUGGAGAGAAUGCAAACAACGUGGAAGUGAGUUAGCCAGCAUACAUGAUGAGCCUCAACAAGUGUUUUUGGAAAACAUUGUAAAGAGUGAUGGAUUUCCAUUGUGGUUCGGUUUAUCCAGUCAUAAUGGGAGUGAAUCUGAUCCUGAAUGGUCUGAUGGAAGCACAUUUGACUACAAACCCUGGGAAUAUGAACAUGCACAGUCUUCUGGAAAUUGUUUUUUAUUGGACACGAAAGGAUUUUGGAAUCGUAUGAAAUGCACACAUGAUGUUGAUGGUGCUAUUUGUUACACCCCUUCAAAUGAAAGACCAUCAAAACAAACAGAAAGUGCCACGAAAUGUCCAAAAACUACUAUUGGAUCAUCACACUGGAUACAAUAUAAAGAUCAUUGUUAUGCAUUUGAUAUGGCAUUUUACAAUUUCUCAGUCUAUAGUGCGAAAGAAGCUAAAGAAGUCUGCAAGAAGCUUGAUUCUUCUGCAACACUUUUGACUAUCAAGGAUGAAGAGGAAAAUAAGUUUGUGAUCAAACAUUUAAGAGAACAUUACUUCAUAACUGGAAGAGUAUGGCUUGGAAUGCAUUCUCAAGCUCAGUCCUCAAACUGGCUUGAUGGCUCAGAAGUCAAAUAUACCAACUGGGCAAAGGGAAACGCCAGUGGUGAAUGCAGUGUUUUGUUUUCCACAAAUGGAACAUGGUCCCAAACUGACUGCACACAAGUUCAAAGCAGAGUUGUUUGCAAAGCUCCUCAAGUCUCUAAUCAUACAGGAGGGGCAAUAGCUUUUGCUGUUUUUAUUAUCCUGGCUCUGCUUGCCGGCUUGGUAUUCUACAUGUAUAAAAAGAAACGGCUGCUGUGGGGUGGCUUCUCCUCAGUACGCUACGAGCGGGGGAUGUAUGAAGAUGAAACGGAUAGCAUGUUUACCAGAGAUAGUGACUGAAAAACUAGUCCCACGGGUUGGAUUUAAAUCUCUGGAAUGGGUUGUGUUGGCAUCUUCUCACAGGUUUCAUUUUGGCAAACCUUUGAUGAAUGCAUGAUAGAGGAGGUACAUUCUGACCUCUGGAUACAUUAUCCAUGUUAGUUAAUUGGAAACCUUUUAUUGACAGCAACCUUUUCCCACACUUAAUUGUGAAAUGUCUCUAAUCAACAGUUUCAACUCCAAUCAAACUUUGCACUUUUCAUGGUCUUAAGAUUUGCACAUGCAUUGAGGUAAGAUGUAUGUCCUAUUGGGACAAGCUGCAUCUACCCAUAUGAAGUACAAGAUAGUAAAUGCCUAGAGGAAUCAUUUUGAAAUUAACUUAUUGACCACAAAAUAUAUAACAGCCUUAAUAUAUAAUGUAAAGUGCCUACUUAAUUUUGCUCAAUAACUAUUGAUUACUAAGUUUGAAAAACUCAUCUUUUGAAAUGUGGCCUUUCGAUAAAAGCUCCAGAGGUUGUCACACUGCAGCUGUUCAAAGACAGAAUUCUGCUUUGAGUUCAGUUAUGUUUGUUAUUCUUCAACAAAGCAUGACUUCUCAUCCACCCCCACCCCAGUUAAAAUAGGAACAAAAUAGCAAAAGAAAGUACUUGACUGCAUUUUUCUGUUGUUGUUGUUUAGUAAGCCCUGCACUCUCAACCAUGGACAUAAAUGGGAGCAGCCAAACUGAGAUCAAGGGCUAACUGCAAGCAUAAGAUUUCCCUAGAGUAAACAUUCUGUAGUGACUAGAAACUUUCUGUUGCGUUUUGAGAGUGCUUGAUAUUAGUGCUCAUUUUUAUUCCUUCUGCUGUGCUUAUGCACUCCAAGAGUACUUGAUUUUUAAAAAAUGUAUUAAUAUUUUAAAUUCAUUGCUUGAAAUCUAAAGACACACACACACAUAUGUAUAUAUACAGGGAGAAGGAGAGAGAAAUGGUGUAGGCCCAAACAUUGCCAUGCCCUUACUGAGGCUUCUGUCAUUUUAUUCUUCUGAGUGCAGCUCCUUGCACACUCCAUGGGACUGGGUGACUUUUUUCCACCAUGGCACUACAGAUUUAUUUUUCUAAGGAUGUCUGUAGUGGCAUGGAGAACCAUGUAGAUAGCUUCUGCAUACGAACCGCUCACUUACACAGAGCAAUUCAAAGGAGCCUUUUUACAGUGGCCAUAAAAUCAAGCAGGCCCUUAGCAAGCUGUGAGAGUGUAGUUGUAGAGUACUUAUAUGAAGUGUGUCUCUUUAGUAAGACAACGUAAAGAAGAAGCUUUGUUCUUACAGUAUCUCAUUAAUCUAGUGAAAAUACAUCAGGGAAAUAUUUAACCCAUUGUUCUUAUACUACUACUGACAUUUCCAAAGGAAGGCUAUCAAAGAUAACAGUAAACUAAUGAUUGGUUUAUUGCUAACAUGGCUCUUUUAAAAGGUGGAGUAUGUGUAUAUUUUGAACUCUAACAAUAAUUUUUUUUUAAAAACUACCUUGAAAUGCAGCUUGUUGCCCUGUUGUUAAGCUCAGGGGCUUCCAGACUCCCGUGCAAGUAUGAGCUUACCAUUGCAUACAUGAGAGGCAAUGUUCUCCAUGCACAGGCCUUGCACAUGUGGGACUCUGAAUUAUUGCUCAGUGACCAAGGACAUGUGCUCCAUUUUGCCAUAGGUAGCAAAACAAACAAACAAAAAUCAGUCCAGUUAUGUUUCCUUCUCUGUGGAAACAUGGCCUUUUUCAAACCUGUGGAAUAUGGCGAUAUAUGCACCAGUAAACCUUUUUCCAUGUGUUCAAUAGCUCUUUCCCCAUGUGUUCAAUAGCUGACAUCAGUUUUCUGCUGCAAAAUUCCUCUCUUGGGGCCCUUCUGCAUGCUCAUUUAAACAUGCCACACUUGCAUUUUUGCCACUGACACUUUUUGCCUCGUGUGACUAGCAGCAAAAAUACAGUAACCCGUUUGCACAUAGUAAGGGAGGAGUUAGGUUGCUGUGAGGGCAGCUGUGUAACUGCUGGGCCCCUUUAAAAGAAACAGCUGACUACACAUGUGUUCUCAGUCGUGAGUCAUGCAAUGAGGGAAUGACCAUCUUCCAAAGGAUAUUUUUUUUAAAAUGAAAACUAAAGCUUCACAAAAUGGAACAGGCAUAGCUACUUACUACUUAUGCUUCAAAAAAUAUCCAGUGAUGCCCAUUACACUUCCGCGGUAGUAUUGUACACAACAAUCUCAGUGAUGAAUAUGUUAGUUAGUCUUGCAGUUUCCAAGCCUUGCUCUGUGAGUACUUGGACAUUGUGAUAGCCUUAAGGGACUACAGGGCAACAAAUGAGGAACUGGACAUUUACUGUGUAAAACUGAUUGUGCAGAAGGGCCCUUAACGUGCCUGUUAUGACUAGCACAGGAAUAGUUGUUGAAUCAGAGUGACUGGCAUGUAUAUACAGUAUCCACAGUUCAGAGAAAAUGCACUUUGUCUUUGUUGAAAGCCUAAUUUAAAGAAAUAAAGUGUCCUUAUUGUAGUCCUAAAUAAGAUGGGGAAAUGUAGUUUGUUGUUGUUGUUUUUUAAAUGUGCAUUUUAUAAGAGCCUAUUUCUGACUGGGCCGUAAUAAAAAGAUGCCUGCUGAAUAAAGGGUUGAUGUUUUGACGACAAAGUCAGUCACUUGCUAAGUGGCAGAGAUGGGGGGGGGCUGCACUAACUCCCCUCCACCUUCACCCACACAGGUAGCUGGAACUGGAAAAGAAGCCUGCUUGACUGUACAUGCACAAGCUUGAUACUGCAAAGAUUACCACAUACACAACUCUUAAGUACAAGAUGCUGAGGUUUAACCCAUGUAGCACUCUUCAGCAUUUGCAGUAAUCACCAGGGUUUCAUAUAAUGUUCUAAAUAAGUGUGCUCAACAUUACUGAUUUUAUGGCUAUUUGCACUCAUGGGUUUCUUUUGAUGUGAAUCUACAAACAGAAAGUUUAUUUUAAAUAUUACCAGGGCUGUUCAGUUAUGCAGCGUAUAAGUAGAUAUGCACAAAAUGUCCCAGUGUUUCUAUAAAGUGUCUCUUUUUAUAAUAAUAUAAAAUAUAUACAUUUUGAAAAGUUGUGUUCUUUUUCCCCCUUGGAUGUGUUUAUAAAUAUUGUCUGAAUAAAUGCAAACAUUUUAAUGUAUCUAAUUACCUCUAUUAUUUUGAGUUCAUGGUUAAAGGUACUGGUGGUCACACUCUUAGAAAAUAGUAGUUUCUAAAGUUUCAAGAACAGUUAAAUCAGAUUUCUAAGUGUGAGAAUGGCUCAGUUCUGUUCUUCAAAACAUUUUUGUACUCAGUGUUUUUAAAAAACAUAUUAAAAUGUCUAUGAAUAAAAUAGAGCUUUAAAAGUCAUAUAUUCUGCUACAUUUUUAGGAGACGAGGACAGCAUUAAACAGGUUACAAAGAGAGAUUAAAAAAUCAAAAACAAUUACUUGAAUAGCAUGGACACUGCUCACAGUGUCCUGGUUUUCCUCUGCUUUAGAGAUUGUCAGCACUGCCUGUCCUGACAUCACUGAUAAUCACACAGGACGGUGCACCUGGGCUGAGUCCAGUCCACCUGCUCUUCCUUUUCCUGCCUAACUGGGGGGAAGUUGUGCAACCAGAACUGAGCACUCAUCAUCUGGGAGGUGGUGCAUGCCUGCAUGUCCCAUCUCCAGGUCCGGGAUGUAGCUCUCUCCUCUCUCUCCUCAUUCCUUUUCCACACAAAACAUCAGGGUGCUUCAAAAGCAGAAACUCCUUUCCGCUUCCAGAUUCCACUUGCUUAGAUUGGGGCAGUUGUUUACAGAAAAUGCUUAUAUGUGGGGAAAGGAUCAAGGAGUACCAGACUGGUUUUUGUAGAUACGAAAUGCAGCAGCUGGGAAAUUUCCAUAUGUGACCAGAUGUAAAUUUGAGAUGUAUCUGUGCAUUUUGGAAUAAAUAGAAGUUAUUUAUUUUAACUUUACAUUAAUAAAUCUAUACAAAAUGUUUUGAAUAAAAAUUUUGUUUGAUCA